Molecule: messenger RNA, 3993 nt
Organism: Pseudophryne corroboree (corroboree frog)
Lineage: Eukaryota; Metazoa; Chordata; Amphibia; Anura; Myobatrachidae
Gene: ITCH
Product: itchy E3 ubiquitin protein ligase
Exons: 13
Coding region: 223-1605 (460 amino acids)
Biological process (GO): protein K63-linked ubiquitination; proteasome-mediated ubiquitin-dependent protein catabolic process; protein K29-linked ubiquitination
Cellular component (GO): cytoplasm
Molecular function (GO): ubiquitin protein ligase activity; protein binding
Source: RefSeq, a predicted model, not a curated record
AACUAAAGCUUUAUUGCUCCUGGACAUCCUACGACCUGUCGCGCACUGCGCAUGUUCAGUACACAGCCCUUAGGUUGUCGUUUCCUGCUCAUACCGGCCGCUGCCAUCUUCACCGGGGCGGAAGAGUCGAGGGACCGAGUGUCGGCCUGACAGCGCUUCCAGGCCCAGGCUGAGUUGUGUCAGGCUGUUCCCUGGCUCGACACACAAUUUUGAAGAGGGGAAAUGGAUGUUGGUGCACCAAGAACAGCAACAGUAAAUGGCUUCACCAUGAAAUCUCAGCUACAGGUUACAGUUAUAUCUGCCAAAUUGAAAGACAGCCGAAAGAAUUGGUUUGGUCCAAGUCCAUAUGUGGAAGUGUCAGUUGAUGGACAAUCUAAGAAAACAGAAACCCGGAAUAACACCCACAGCCCCAAAUGGAAACAGCAUCUCACAGUCAUUGUUACCCCAUUCAGUGUGUUAAGUUUCCGAAUAUGGAGUCAUCAGACCUUAAAAUCUGAUGCACUACUUGGCAGUGCGUCUCUAAACUUGCAAGAAACACUGCUUUCUAAUAAUAUGAAAUUGGAAGAAGUGGUUGUGAAUUUACAGCUGCAAAGUGAGAGGGAGACAGUGGGUGACCUAUCUGUGUGUCUAAAUGGAUUGCAGGUUGAUCCAGAACUCUUAACAAACGGAGAUGAAACUUCUGUGUCAGGUUCCACAGAAAGUUACAGAACACAGACGGAAUUAACUCCUGCCAGUGUUGAUAGUACCGAUGGCACAAGUCCCAGUGAUAACCGUGCAACCAAUGGCACCAGUUCACCAUCUCUGUCCAAUGGAGGGUUUAAACCCAGCAGGCCUCCCAGACCAUCUCGACCCCCACCACCUACGCCUCAGAGGGCAUCCACCUCAGCCCCUGUCAAUGGUGUCUCGAUCACCAAUUCAGACACUGCACCAGUCGUAACUGGCAGUGCACCUGCACCUGAUAUAGACACACCGUCCUGCCCACCUCCUGUUUCCAGACAGAUAGUUCCUGUCAACAUUGAUAACCAGAGAAUUGGAAAUGUCAAUCAGGGAGCCCUACCACCUGGUUGGGAGCAGCGCAUAGAUCAGCAUGGACGAGUCUAUUUUGUUGAUCAUGUGGCAAAAAGGACGACAUGGGACCGACCAGAACCUCUUCCCCCUGGGUGGGAGCGCCGUGUAGACAACAUGGGAAGAAUCUACUAUGUAGACCACAUAACACGGACAACCACAUGGCAGCGGCCUACUAUUGAAUCUGUUCGCAACUAUGAGCAGUGGCAACUUCAGCGCAACCAGUUGCAAGGGGCAAUGCAACAGUUCAACCAGAGGUUUAUCUAUGGGUUUGUUAAAGACAUUGAUAAUGAGAAGCGCAUGAGACUACUUCAGUUUGUUACGGGGACUUGCCGAUUACCAGUUGGAGGUUUUGCUGAUUUAAUGGGGAGCAAUGGUCCUCAAAAAUUUUGUAUUGAGAAGGUUGGAAAGGAAAACUGGCUGCCCAGGAGUCACACAUGCUUUAACCGCCUGGAUCUCCCGCCUUAUAAAAGUUUUGAACAGCUUAAAGAAAAACUGCUGUUUGCAAUAGAAGAGACAGAGGGAUUUGGUCAGGAGUAAGACUCCUUCACAUGUCCUACUGGCACAAUGCAAGUGUGAACACUGCUGAUUCCCUUCCUGACCUCCUCCAUUUCCAUCAUUGUUUUGUCAUCUGUAAUUGAUCAAGAUUUUACUCUGUAUGACUGCAGAUUGUUCUCACAAGGGCCCUCAUUCCGAGUUGUUCGCUCGUUGUCGAAUUUCGCUAUAUUGCGAUUAGUCGCUUACUGCGCAUGCGCAAUGUUCGCAGAGCGCAUGCGCUUAGUUAUUUUACUCAAAAGUUAGGUAUUUUAGUAACGGCAUUACAAGGAAUUUUCUUCGUUCUGGUGAUCGGAGUGUGAUUGACAGGAAGUGGGUGUUUCUGGACGUAAACUGGCCGUUUUAUGGGUGUGUGUGAAAAAACGCUGCCGUUUCUGGGGAAAACGCGGGAGUGGCUAGAGAAACGGGGGAGUGCCUGGGCGAACGCUGGGUGUGUUCGUUUCGUUCCUGGUUUGACGUCACAGACUGAACUGAUCGCAGUGGCAGAGUAAGUGUCGAGCUACUCAGAAACUGCUAAGAAAUUUCUAUUCGCAAUUUUGCGAAUCUUUCGUUCGCAAUUCUGCUAAACUAAGAUACUCCCAGAGGGCGGCGGCUUAGCGUGUGCAAUGCUGCUAAAAGCAGCUAGCGAGCGAACAACUCGGAAUGAGGGCCAACAUUUCCCUCUGUUUUUGUUUCCUGUUUCAGUUUAAACCUUAUGCACAGACACGCGUCUCUGAAAAUAUCAUAAGUUAUGUAUGACCAAAAGAGAGAGAGAGAGCUGCUGUAUCUGUAUGUAGUUGUAGCUGAGAUGGCUACAGUCUUUCAGGGAUGCUACUCCAUUCCAUGUGUCCUUUGUGAGGAUAUAUGACCUUACCAGUUCUCUUCACAUUGUAAUGCCACGGAAACAUUGAGCAUUAUAUAGCCAUAUUUAAGUACUGCAAGAAGGUGUCCCAUGGAAUAAUAUCAGAUAGUAAAUUGCCUGCUCUACCUAUAAAAUGUGUAAUCAGGACCAGCCUUGGAAGUCCACAGGUAAAUGGGGGGAUAAGUAUGGUAUUGUUCAGUGACUGCUUAGUUCUCCUUACGGCUUGUACAGUAUGACGCCAGUCUCUUGUACCCCCUGUGUAUCAGAGUAGCUGGUAUUAGACCAAUAGGUGGUUUCACUUUCAUUAACUUAUUACUGGAAACAAAUAUGUGCAUAUAUUGUCUUUUACCCCCGCUCUGUAAGGAAUAUAAGAGUACUGAUUUCAAAAGAAGAAAAUAAGAUUUCUUUUUUUUCCCUUGUAUCAUAUGAACAAGCGCAUGCUUUCUGUGUGUUACAGGAACAUAUUUAAAUGACUGGUGAUUUAGAAGAAAUGAUUCAAGCUUUAAAUCUCAAGUCUUUAGAACGGUUUCUGUACAUUGUGGGUUUUUUUUGUAUUCUUGGUUGAGGUUGAUGCACUUCAGUGUGGUGUCUAAAUCUGGUCUUGUUUACCUUCCCUUUGUGACUGUGCAUGAUGCUAACUGGCUAAGACUGCCAGUACUGCAAUGGAACAUUACAAAUUGAAUCAAAUGUAGGUGUUUCAAUGCCAAGCUGAUGAUGUGACUUUCAGAAGCUUAGAAGAUUGAUUACUUUACCACUGGCAUGAGUGGAGCAUGUUUAUAGUAAGAGACCAGCCAGUCAGUGCAUGUCUGAGCCAACCAGCACACUCCAUUCCGUGUACCUUACUCAUAUCUAUCAUCAAUAACCUGUGAAGCCUUUAUUUCCCCCCUCUACUCUUUACUUCAAACAUUAUUCUAAACUACACCCACUAUUGUCAACCUAAGCUAUGUCUGUAACAUCUGUGUGAAAAUUGAGUUAACGUUAAUUGUAGAUCUUACAUAUGGUUGUCUUUAAUUUAGCGUCCAUGUUUUUCCUUUAUUUCCUCGCUAUGUCUUAACUCCUUUUAGGUUAAGGUGAACAUCUUACAACAAAGAAGGGGGUUGAAUACUGAACAUGUAAUAUGUAAAUCAUUUACAAAUAAGAAACAUAGGCUAUCCGCCCUAUAUUUUUAACACAAAGCUAUAAUUAAUAUGGACAUCUCCCUAGUUCUAUAGGGUAGGCUCCUAAAAUAUUUUUAUGAUUGAUAUAGGAAGAUGUUAUAAUUGCUUGUGUAUAUAUAAAUAUAUAUAUAUUUGGGGAGUUUUCCCCAAAGGGGGGCAGGGAGCAAGAUUGUUUUAACCCCUUAAUUGCAAGAUGCAGUAUAUUCUUGUAGGUGAGGCGUUUAACCACUCUUAAUAGAAAUAUAAUUUUUUUUUAAAAGCCAGAUCCUUCUCCCUGCUCCCCUUUCUUGUCUCAAAUCUUGUCUGAUUAAAUAAAAAGAAAAAUAAUGAUCAGUAAAAUAUAAAUGUAGAAAAUUAAAAAACAAAUUUUGCUCA